AUGGAAGAACUGGGCUCGUCUACUUCUGGCGAAGUGGAAAGCAUGGAAGAGCUGUAUUCUACUAGCUCGGAAGAGGAAGAAGUGGAGGCGACUGGCGCAGGAGGGAUGAGGGAAUCCGAAGAAAGACAAGGGGAACUCGUGCAAGAAGAGGGAGAAGGAGCUGUGGUGGCGGAAGGGCGCAGAAAAGCCAGGGUAUUUGCUGAAAGAGCGUUCCCCUUCGAGGUCUCAGAUGACGUCGCCUUCAAGAAGGACUACCGUUUCAGCAAACGGGUCUUUUAUGAAAUCUGCGACUUAGUGAAGGACAAGCUUCAGCGCUCAACCGAGCGAUCAAAGCCGUUGUCGAUUCCUCAGCAAGUUGCCAUCUGCCUCAAUCUGCUGGGACGGAACACGAAGCAGAGAGAUUCGGCAAGAAUGGCGGGGUGUGAUCAAGCAACGGUCAGCCGAGUCCUUGCGAACUUCGUCGAGGCCCUAUGUUCCUGCGCUCAAAAUUACAUCUUUUGGCCCGGAGAGGAGGAGAGAAGAAGAAUAAGUGGGGACAUUUUUGAUGCCUACAAACUCCCAAAUAUCGUGGGCUUUAUCGACGGCUCCCACGUGCGCAUAGCCACACCACACGAGAACGAAGGCGACUACGUAAACCGAAAGCAGUUUCAUUCUAUAAAUGUCGGUCUCAUCUGCGACGAUAAGCUGAGGUUUCGCUGGGAAUCACAACUGUAUCGGGAUAUGAAAAACGGUAGGAAACCCGGAUGUUUGGUGGGCGACUCCGCAUAUAUGGCCGAAAAUUUCUUGAUAAAAGUGGUGGAGAACCCAACCACACAGGCAGAAAAUCGCUAUAAUCGCGCAGUCUGCGCUGCUCGUUCCCACAUCGAGCGUGCCAUAGGAGUGCUCAAGGCGCAGUUCAAGAUUCUGGGCGAGGAGUGCCGAUACAAACCGGAACUUGCAACUAAGAUAAUCGUUGCAUGCGUCGUUUUGCGAAAUAUUGCCAUCGGCGGGAAUGAGUCCAUAGACGAAUUCGAGGUGGAGGCCGAAGAGACGACUGGAGACGAUCCUGAUAGUUCCACUGAACCGACGUCUUUGACGGGAAGAGCGCAUAUUCGAAGAAUAAUAAGUGAUUACUUCAUGUGAAAUUGUCAUUCAUCAUUAUCUUUAUCUUUAUCAUUUACUACCUCCGUCUUUACUUAAGCUGUUUCGCCU
Messenger RNA from Cylicocyclus nassatus, 1191 nucleotides. The record is from the annotation of a GenBank genome assembly. NCBI's taxonomy places the organism in Eukaryota, Metazoa, Nematoda, Chromadorea, Rhabditida, Strongylidae.